AAAUCUCUCAUAAUUUUGCAUCCCUUUCCUUUCAACCACACAACACAAAAGAAACACAAACCAAACAAAUUUUCAUUUUUUUUUUUUCAUCUUUGUUCAAUCUCCAAACCAAAACCUUGUGUUCUCCGAAAAACCUUUGCACCUUUUGAGUUUUACUUUUUUUUCUUUGAAUGACAAACACAAAAGGUGGAAACAUGUUAGUAGAGAGAAAUACCAAUACCAAUAACAAUAAUAAUACCAAUGAGAAAAUACACAGACCCAAAUUCGGAGCGUUUCUUCACUCCGAACCGGCGUCGUUUUACGCCGACGAUGGUACUCAAGGACGCAUCAGCAACGUCUCCGCUGCGAGCCCUCGAACAUACAACGGCGACUGCAGCACACCCACCUGCAGCAGCAACAAUGCUUCCCCUGGUUACAUGUUGUCUCCAUGGAACCAAGAGCAUAACUCUCCUCUCAACAAAUCUCCAUGGCUAAUGCCAUCCUCAGAAGCAAUCAACCUCUUCCACCACCACCACAAUCAUCAAAACCAUAACAAUGAAGACGACAACGAUAGAUACUACCCCGAAAACGGCCUCAUCGGGUCACUUGUUCGCGAAGAAGGUCACAUAUAUUCGUUAGCUGUUUCCGGUGACUUGUUAUACACCGGCUCCGAUAGCAAAAACAUAAGGGUGUGGAAAGAUCUUAAAGACUACACCGGUUUCAAAUCCAGCAGCGGUUUGGUUAAAACCAUUGUAAUCUCUGAAGGGAACAUCUUCACGGGUCAUCAAGACGGAAAAAUCAGAGUUUGGAAAAAUUCAUCAAAAAAUUCAAAACUACACAAGCGCGUUGGAAGCUUGCCUACUUUCAAAGACUACGUCAAAAGUUCAAUGAAUCCGAAGAAUUACGUUGAAGUCCGGCGACGGAGAAACACGGUGAAGGUAAAGCAUUUCGACGCCAUUUCGAGUCUGAGUUUGGAUCAAGAACAAGGGUUGUUGUAUUCCGCUUCAUGGGAUAAAUCUUUCAAAGUUUGGCGCGUGGGAGAUUUCAAGUGCUUAGAAUCAAUCAACGCUCACGACGACGCCGUGAAUGCGGUGGUCGCUGCAUUUCAAAGCUAUGUUUUCACCGGCUCAGCCGACGGAACGGUCAAGAUGUGGAAAAGAGAAACCGAUGGAAAAGGGAAGAAAACAAAGCACGUAUUGGAUAGAAUUUUGUUGAAACAAGAGAACGCCGUAACGGCUUUAACGGUGAACCGUUUAUCGACCGUUAUUUACUGCGGUUCAUCGGACGGAUUGGUUAACUUCUGGGAGCGGCAGCAGAAGAAUAACCUCACUCACGGCGGCGUUUUGAAGGGACACAAACUCGCCGUCCUGUGUCUCGCCGCCGCAAAUAACCUCUUGUUCAGCGGUUCCGCCGAUAAGAAUGUUUGCGUGUGGAAACGUGAGCAGGGUGGGUCCCACAUAUGUCUUUCUGUUUUGACAGGACACACUGGUCCUGUUAAAUGCAUUGCCGUUGAAGAACACGAGGAGCAAGAUCGACGUGCUGUUGAGAAGAACGAUCAACGGUGGAUUGUUUACACCGGAAGCUUAGAUAAGUCUGUUAAGGUGUGGCGCGUGUCGGAACACGCGCCACAGUUGAGAUUGAUGCAAGGUUGGACUAAUCCGAUUGUACCUAAGGGAUAUGAUUCCCCUGCUAAUGUCAGCAAAAAUAGAAAAUUUUAGAUUUUUUUUUUUAAAUUUGUAAUUGUGUAUUAUUUUCUUGUGGAUGAUGAAAAUUAAGGUUUUGAGAAAGAUUGAUGUGUGGAAA
Molecule: messenger RNA, 1782 nt
Organism: Vicia villosa (hairy vetch)
Lineage: Eukaryota; Viridiplantae; Streptophyta; Magnoliopsida; Fabales; Fabaceae
Product: protein JINGUBANG
Exons: 1
Coding region: 171-1697 (508 amino acids)
Molecular function (GO): protein binding
Source: RefSeq, a predicted model, not a curated record